Molecule: messenger RNA, 1053 nt
Organism: Neltuma alba
Lineage: Eukaryota; Viridiplantae; Streptophyta; Magnoliopsida; Fabales; Fabaceae
Product: protein cornichon homolog 4-like
Exons: 4
Coding region: 294-704 (136 amino acids)
Biological process (GO): vesicle-mediated transport
Source: RefSeq, a predicted model, not a curated record
UUCAUCGGCUAGAAAAUUCAAAGAGCAAAAGGGGAAUAAAGGGUGGCUUGCCUGGCUUGGAUUGGAAUCUUAGCUUCCCCGACUAGCUGGAAUUCUGUUUUGAGCGGCUUUAAGCUGUCUCGGGCUACUUUCCCGUCUUGUUUGCAGUUUUCAUAACUCAAAUCGACAACCGUGCGCGCCACCCCUAACGUGCGCACUUCCCACCGCAUGAAAGCAGCGCGUUCCGCCGGAACUGCAGUCGGAGGGAAGGCACCAGAGAGAGCGCGAGUUAAAGAAGGAGGUGAGGGAAGACCAUGGGCGAUCUAUUUGCGUGGCUUAUCUCCUUCUUUCUCCUUAUUGCCUUACUCGUCAUCGUCACCUACCAGCUGAUGUGUUUGGCUGACCUCGAAUUUGACUAUAUAAAUCCUUAUGACUCCUCAUCUCGGAUAAACAGAGUUGUUGUCCCUGAGUUUAUCAUGCAAGGUGUCCUUUGCUUGUUCUACCUUGUGACAGGGCAUUGGGUUAUGUCACUUUUCUGUGCUCCGUACCUAUACUACAAUGUGAGAUCGUACAGACGAAGAGAGCAUCUUGUUGAUGUUACCGAGAUUUUCAAUUCGCUAUCUUGGGAGAAAAAGCAACGGCUUGUCAAACUAUUCUAUCUUGUUUUCAUACUUUUCCUCUCCAUAUUUUGGAUGAUCUACACGUCCCUAGACGAUGAUGAAUAAUUGAAGACAGUUGCUCAUAUUGUGGAGUGCUACUUGGAAGUACCCCCAGCCAGUGCAACAAAAUUGCCAGGCCUGUAUGGUAUAGGGCAAAUGACUAUUUCCUUAACUUUUUGAUGAAUUGCGGGGUUUUGAUUGUACUUUGUAGAAAUAAGAUCGUACCCUGUACGUUCGUAAAUGAUAGUUUCGUGCAUGCAUUGGGGUUGGACAGCUCAUGUCUCAUGGAGAGUUAGGAUAGUACCACACUUAUUUUUAUUGUAACGAAAUUCCUUUUAUAACAAAUGACCAUUCUGUGGAUUUCGUUAUUUAUUCACAUUAAUUUGAAAACUGGCUUUUGCUUUUGGUAAAGUUA